This is a messenger RNA of Podarcis lilfordi (Lilford's wall lizard), 13367 nucleotides long. The record is from the annotation of a GenBank genome assembly. Lineage: Eukaryota; Metazoa; Chordata; Lepidosauria; Squamata; Lacertidae.
ACUUAGAUGAAAAGAUACAUGAAACUGUGGGGAGAGCGAGAGCGAGCGAGUGAGCGAGCAACCAAGAGAGAGAGAGAGAGCGAGAGAGAGAGAGCGAGAGAGAGAGAGCUGCAGCUGUUGGCUGCAAACUGUAUAAAAGUGCAACUCAAAGAGCUCGGCAUCCUUCCGCUUCCUGCUAACCCGGAGGCACGCCGUGCAGGUAGGAGACGUGGGACCAAUAGGACGGGAUGGGAGUUGGGAAUUUGCGGAGAGGAAGGUGGUUGAAAUAAACGUUUUAAUGGGCUACCUUGAUACAGGGGUUUUAUUUUUACUGGUUUUAGCAAAAAGGCUUUAUUUAUUAAGUUACUUGAAAAUACAGAAUUUAAAAAUCUUGCUAAUCCUUAAACUGUAAGGCUCUUUAAAAAAUUAAAUUGCAAACUAGGGUUGUCGGAAUUGCAAACUGGGGUUUUCGGACGCGCAAAGGGAUUCUUCCGGCAUGGUGUGUGGCGGGGAGAGAAGGCUGCUCUGGUUAUCCAUACUGAACGUAGUAAUAAUUUGGUUCCAUUUUACAGAGCACUUCAAGCUAGUUCAGACGCUUGGCUCGAGAAAGCUCCCCUGCCCGUUCCUAACAGCCUUGUGAGGUGGGCUCGUUCCCAUGUUUGUAGCGACUGGUUUUGGAAGCAGGGUUUUGGAAGCAGGUGGCCAUUUACCGAGAUGCUGACUUUUGUUUGAUAAUUUGUAUUUCGCUGCGUAUAAACCUUACUUUGUCUGCGUUAAUUUUCUUGCCCAUACUGGCGGUGGGGUGGAGGGGGACAGGGGAUUUACGGUAUUUCUAUGGGGAAAAGAGAAAUGUCAUAAAUUCAUGUAGUGACAAAGCACUUGAAAAUAAAUAUUAGCUUGGCAGGUUCAAACUUUAUAGCUUUGUUUACUAAGUGCAAGAAAAAUAAGCAGGCUAAAUUGGAUAGCUCAUUAGUCCCGGGAUGGGGAAUCGUUCGUCAGCCCUCGCAGUCGUGGCAAUGGCUAGGAAAGGUUGGAGUUCAGCAACAUUCAGGGGUAGGGGGCACAGCGUCCCCCACACCUGCUCUUGGUCAUUAGAAUGUUUGCCCCAUUCAAAAUUUUACCCCAGGUGGUUAGCAUUCAUUGCAGUUGUCGUUGGUUUUUUUACUGGAAGUGAAAAACGAAGUAAAAUGCCUUUUCUUGGGGAAACUCCCCCCUUUUUUGUCAGAAGGGUAGCCUUUCCCUUUAAACCUUUUCCACGGACUUCCUUUUAGCCAGAUUCAUGGAGUUAACAAGCUACAGUACAGCUGCAGUGGUAAUUUGGGGGCAGUGGUAGUUUGGCGGGGCCAAACAUUCAAAGAAAGAAAGACUCUUGAAAUGGUGCAGCAUUCCCUACUUUUUAAAAAAGAUUUCCAUGAGGGCUCCUGUACCAUUUACCGGGAAGUGAUUUCCUUGGCAGAAAUGAAAACAUCAGAACUUUGAAAAUAAUCAUGUUAUGUGGACAUGGACUAGGCUAGAGUGAGGCAGUGCCCCUUCACUAGCAGCAGCACCUGUCACAGAAGCUGUGACUUUGCAAAGUGGAAGAAAAAGGUUCAACCCCAGUGCGAGCAGUGUGGUGUAGUGGUUAGAGUCUGUAGGACUAGGACUGGGGAGACCCAGGUUCAAAUCCCCACUUAGCCAUGAUGUUCACUGGGUGUUACUGUCCUAUACAUGCCUAAACUUAAGCCCCACUGUGCUCUCUGUACUACCUGUUUUGCUGUGGCUGGGUAAAGGUAAAGGGACCCCUGACCAUUAGGUCCAGUUGUGACCGACUCUGGGGUUGUGGCGCUCAUCUCGCUUUACUGGACGAGGGAGCCGGUGUACAGCUUCCAGGUCAUGUGGCCAGCAUGACUAAGCCGCUUCUGGCAAACCAGAGCAGUCCAUGGAAACACCGUUUACCUUCCCACCAGAGCGGUACCUAUUUAUCUACUUGAACUUUGACGUGCUUUUGAACUGCUAGGUUGGCAGGAGCAGGGACCGAGCAAUGGGAGCUCACCCCGUCGUGGGGAUUCGAACCACCGACCUUCUGACUGGCAAGUCCUAGGCUCUGUGGUUUAACCCUUUGUGGCUGGUUACAACCUUCCAAAUGCCACAAACUGCAAAAAGAACCAAAUAAAUUCUCUACAAAAAAGUAAUAGAAGGUGCUGCUGCAUUCGGGGUGGGGAAUAGCCAUUCUGUUUUUGCGCCUGUAACCCAGGUUCCAGGAGCCAUGUGGCAAAUAGCUUUUCUAUCCUACAGUGGACCCGCUGCCAGUCAGUUUUGGCCAGGCAUAGGCAACCUUCGGCCCUCCAGAUGUUUUGGCCUACAACUCCCAUGAUCCCUAGCUAACAUGACCAGUGGUCAGGGAUGAUGGAAAUUGUAGUCCAAAACAUCUGGAGGGCCGAAGGUUGCCUAUGCCUGGUUUUGGCCAUACUGAGCUAGAUGUAGUUUCUAUGGGCAUUGUGUAGGAUCAUUGAGUAGACAUUAUGCCCUAUGCAUGUGAUGGGUUAAAAGGACUUGCUCCUGCAUGAAUCACCCCAAAAUUUAAGACGUACAUGGUUUUCCAUCGCAUAUUUCAGAUCAAGCCCGCAGCAACACAGCGGCUUUAAGAACUUUUAAGACGUUAUCAGCAGCUAAGUUUGUCGAUCCUUUUUUAUAUCUACUAUUUGGAGCACUGUAUAACAUUUAUUAAUCUAUUCAAUACUUUAUGAUGGAUAAAAACAACUAACUGCUUUCUUGAGCAUGAAGGAUAAACUGUACCUUUAUAGCUCUGGAUUCAAAGCGGCUCAACCCCCACCAAAACUUUCAGUUUAGGAAAUGUCACCUUUGUCACUGUCAUCUUCUCCUGCAACAUCCAUUAAGACUAACAGUAUUUCCAGUCAGAUUCCCGAUUUCUCUGCUUUGUUGCUAAAUCUAAAAAAGGGUGAUAUAUCAGGAUGAGAAACCCCUAAAGGAUGAACCGAUGUUGUGAUGACAGCAGCUCCAGACUGCAAGAUAUAGAAACACUUAACCAUGUAAAUCCCUUAAGUUGUGUGGAGAUUCACCCCACCUGCUGCUUGGCUUAGUGAGAUUCAGGAAAAAUCAACUGUAGGUAUCUCUUUCUGCAAGUUUCAACCCUUGUGUGAAGCCACACUGUGGCUUAACACACGUAACAACUAAUUGCAUCCAACACGAAAGGAAAACUGCUACCUAACGGAAUUAGAAAUUCACACCCCGUAAUGUGGAACUUCAGUCAAAUGCCACAAAGGGUUUUGUUCUUAAAACUUGGGGGAAAAUGAAUGAUGUGUUAAAAAACAGCAACCAACACCUUCAAAACAAACAAACAACCUUAACGCCAGUUUUGCCGAUGACCAUAGAACCACGUCCAAUUUCAUUCUUGCAUUUCAAGUUCUUGUUUCAGGCUUUUCAAGUAAGCAUGGACGCUGUCAUAGCCAUGGUACUUGGCCAGGUAAACAAGCACACCUGUAGCACAUCAUCCUUCCCGCUGCCUGCAGAAGCUGCAGUUGCAGAUGCCACGGCAAGGUGGGCAAUGCCAGUCCGGAUCCAGCAAAGCGGUCCUGACUUCUUCUCCAUAGCGGUUGCGUAGGCAAGGCCCACAGAACUGUCCCUUGCAACUUGCCUCAUGGUAGAUUUUUAAAAAUGUGGUAGAUUAAAAAAAAAGUUUCCUUGGGUGUGUGGAUCUGAAAUGCAGACCCACCCUGCCCUUGGAAAGAAAAGUCACAGGUGGCCUUCUUGAUAAGGAGAGGGUCUCUUUAGCUUUUGAAUGCUGUGAGAUCACACCUCUUGCUGUGGAUUAAUUUCAUAGAAUCAUAGGCACAGUUAACUGUUGCAGCUUGCCCUGCUCAUAGUUGUGAAGAAUAUUCUCAUGUUAUGAAUGGCCCUACAGCUCUGAUUCUAUAUCAACAGGGCAAUGGCAGUUGCAGUGGAGAGUUCUUAUCUAGGAUGGGAGGGGCAAGGAAACUCUAGACCUGUUGGGUUUAAUGACUGUGCUACUCCAUGUAAAGGGAUGCAUUUAAAGGAUGUGGGGUAACCUUCCACUUGCCACUGUAUCACUCCUUCCCAAGGCAGGAACGUCAUGUCUUGAGCUACUAGUCUCUGACUCCUGGGUGGACUGGCCCCAGUUCCAUCCUGUAGCUACUGGUCCUAGCAAGCUGAGAGCAGGAACCUGGCAAGACAUCAAGUGGUUUUGUUGCUAUGGCAUCUUAAGGAUGGACCCUGGCAAAGGCUGUCUCCUUAACCUCUGACAGCCUUGCAAAAUGUUCCCUCUAAUGACUAGCCCUGAAAGACGUACAGCUGUCCCAGGGGCCCAUGUUUACCACAAGUCAUUGGCGGCUCAUUUGCUACCUGGCAAAGGUGUCAUCCAGUCCUUACCUUAGGUAAGUAGUCAGAGUUGGUAAUUACAAGGCUGGGGUUGGUCUAGGUCUCUUAGCUCUGUUUGCGCGUGUGUGACCAAACAGAAACACAACUGGUACAGCUUCCCUUUCUCUUAACUGCACCUGGUGACUUUCUGUCUGGCGCAUCUAGAGUUUCCCCUUCAAAUGCACUAUACUCAUGGCAAUUUACCCUGAAAGGUUUAAAACUGGCUUAAACAGGUUCUACUUUUUUGACAGGUGAAAAAAGGCAAGUUCCCUUUACAGUUUGCGGCCAAGGUCACAGCAUUCCUCUCUCACACUUUUAAGAUGGUGCUUUUUCAAAAGCAGGAGUAGGGAAUGUUAGGCCUGGGGCAGUGGGGGUACAGAUUUGGCCCUUGAGGCCUCCCUGUGUGGCCCUUGGGACUCCCUCCAGGCCACACCCUCCUUGAAUGAUUGUGCCUGGCUGCAACACACCGACCCCAUACACACAUGCCUUAUGCCUCACCCUCCAUGCUCUGGAUGGGCUGAAACUACCAUUGAGGGCUGGGCACGUGUUCUAUUAGACCCAGGCUACCUGAAGGACUCUGUUCUCACAUACGAACAUGCCCUGGCUCAGACAUUCAGGGGAGGCCCUUCUCUUGCUCCUGCCACCCUCACAGGCAGGCUUGGUGGGGGGCGCAAGAGAGGGCCUUCUCAGGGGCUUCUCCCAUACUUUGGAACUCCCUCCCUGGAGAAGCCAGACUGGCUCCCUCCUCACUGUCCUUCCUGCCAGUGGUGAAGACCUUCCUAUUCCAACAUGUCUUUGGGAACUGAUUGGGUUUUGUUUGUUUGUUUAGGAAAAGACCUUUUAAAUAGUGCUGUACUGUUUUUACUAUAUCAAUUUCUGUAUUUCCAUAGAUUCAUUCUCAUAUUGUUCCAGUUCUAUUAUAGUUUUAAUUAAACUACUAUUUUUAAAUAAGUUUUAGCUUUCUGUAUAUGAUCUGUGUUUUAAUUUGUAUCAGUCACCUUUAGUCACAAUCUGGGGGAAAGGCAGGAUAUUAUUAUUAUUAUUAUUAUUAUUAUUAUUAUUAUUAUUAUUAUUUAUUACUUAAUAGCAGCAGCAGCAGAAGCAAGAGAAGGGUUGAAAGAUUGCUAUCCUACUUAAAUGGUUAACCUGUACUGUGGGUUUUGGGAAGGAUGUGCUAACAAGCCCUAUAGGAUACAUAUGGUUGUGAAUGACAGCGAUGAUUAUGAAGAAUUUUUUUUUUUGGUAGGCCGAGGAAGCAGCUUUAGAUUGGCUCUCAGACCAUUUCCUAAAUGAAUCACAGAAGGGAGUCGAGCAGAAUGCCUUUCCUCCAUGGCUUCCGACGGAUCAUCUUUGAGUACCAGCCAUUAGUUGACGAGAUCUUGGAAUGUAUGGAUCCUCUGGUGCAGGACAUGAUGGUCAGGUAACUGGGAAGCUGCUUCCCCGUCCGUGUAGACAAUACUGAGCUGGGGUCUCAUUCAAUUCAGCCCAUUCUUCAGAAUUAUGAGGACUAGGAUCUUUGAGGGUUUUAUACAAUCAAGCGGUAUAUAAAAAUCAUGAAAUGCACAAACAGAAUCCCACCUUUCAGGGAAAGGGCCAUGGUUAAGGGUAGAGCACCUUAUGUGCAUAUAGAAGACCCAGGUUCAGCCCCUAAUGGCAUCUCCAAGUUGGCACUUAUAAUAUUCCCUGCCUGAAACCCUGCAGAGCUGUUGCUGCUGUCAGUCAGUGCACACAGUACUGAGCUAGAUGGACCUGGUGGUCUAAUGUAAAGGGGGGCGGGGAAAGCACAUUAGUUUCUCAUACCCACUCUGGCCCUACCCACCGCUGGCAUGUGCCCCCCAGAAUGUGGCCCAGAAGGACAUGUCUUCUCAUUGGCACACAGCUCUUCCCUCUGAGCUGACUACUAAUUGGCUCUUAAUCGUUACCAAACCACCACCGCGGAACUUUGCCCUCCUCCUAUGGUCAUUGUGGUGUUUUAUUUGCCUUGUUUUCUUGUGAAGCCCCAGCGCUGUGGUAGAAGACGACAGGCGGAUUGCGGCCCUUAACAAUCUGCUGGAGAGGAAUGCCAACUCCGUUUACUACCAAGAGGGUGUGAGCUAUUCAUUGCUGAAGAUGGCGGAGUAUGGGGUAGUCCAAGCCGCAGAAGCCCUCCUUCGUGGUGGGGCGGACAUCACCUUUGAAGGUUGGAGGGGGACCUGGUUCAUGCUUCCGGUCUUGCAUAUAUUUUAAAAUUACAGAAAUCACUGGGAUAGCUAUUUAUGGAGGCUGUAUUUUUAUAUACAAUUUUUUCAUGAUUCCUCCCCUCCCCCCCCCCCCCAAUGUUUCCUUUCUGGUUAGGAGCGACCUGUUUUGGUUCUUUGUUUCUGCUGGGAAUUGCAACGCCCCGUUUUAUGUGACACCAUUUUAAUUCAAUACAGGCGACCCCCGUUUUUGCAUGCGUUCCAAGAACGUGUGGCCAUGCACGUGUGUGGGACAUUUUCAGAACCGGAACAGGGCAGAGUGGGGGGAAGGCAGGGUGGUGCUGAGGGGCUUAUGCGAGUGAUGAUCCAGAACGCAACCCGCACGCAAAUAGGACAUUGCCUGUAUUAAAGGCAAAAAAGGCUAUUCCACCAGUGUGGUGUAGUGGUUAAGAGUGGUAGACUCAUAAUCUGGUGAACCGGGUUCACGUCUCCGCUCCUCCACAUGCAGCUGCUGGGUUACCUUGGGCUAGUCAAAUUUCUUUGAGGUCUCUCAGCCGCAUUCACCUCAGAGUGUUUGUUGUGGGGGACGAAGGGAAAGGAGAUUGUUAGCCGCUUUGAGACUCCUUCAGGGAUAUCAAAUCCAAACUCUUCUUCUUCACCUGGCCUGAUAAUCCAUUCUGAGACCCAGAUGAGGAAGCAAAAAGUGGGGUAUAAUUUUUCAAUUCAGUAGUAGUUGCACCCCUGAUGUCCAUUAGGCUCCACCUCCCUAAGUCGCUCUUUUCUACUGUCAGGUACUGCUAGGUUCACCUCUCUGCCAUCAGGUUCCGCCUUCCUUUUCCCCAAGCUCCACCCCUUGUCUCCUAAGCUCCUCCCCAUGAGCUUCAGUGUUCUAAAGCGCUGGCCGCUGCGGGCUCAGGUGCUCAUGGGUGUGUGAUGUCACACAGAGGUUCCUUCAUAGGCUGUCUCUCUAACAACAUGACCGCCUCCCAGCAAGGCCGGUUAGACAGUUGGGCCAGGAAGGAGGGCCUUUGACUGCUGGGAGCCAUGAGGAGGAAAUGGGUAGGGGGAUGUUUCCUGGCCUGCUGGCUCCCGUAUUACGGGCCUGACGUGAACACCGGUAAGCAUCUUUCUCUUCCCCCAGUGCUGACAACAGCCUUGUUGUGUGGGCAGACAGUCCCCAUAUCCAAAGGACCAAUGAUCAGGAGUCUUUAUUAGGCAAUGCAGCAGGGUGAUGCAAGGGUUAGGAUGUCAGACUACAAGACCUGGGAGACCAGGGUUCAAAUCAUGCAUACAGCCACAUGAAGCUCUCUGGAUGCAACCCUUGGGGCCAGUGUCAUUGUUUCUUAGCCUAAGCGUACCUUGCAGGGUGGUUGUGAAGAUGGAACAGGGAAGGGAGAGAACCCCACCUUAAGCUCCUUGAAAAUCAGAACAACAUCCCUGAACGUGCAAGGGUUCAGUGUUUCCUAAAAACCAACAGCCAGUUAGCCUGCUAGGAGAGGCAGUCAGGCACAGUGGAUAAGAGCUGUGGAACUAAAAAACCAGAGUUCCAAUUUCCCAUGCAACCACGUGAAGGUCCCUUGAGCGACAGUUGGGCCGGUCGCUAUCUCACCUGCAGCCUAGCCUACCUCGUAGGAUUGUUGCGAGGGCAUGGGAACCAGGUCACCUUGAGGUCCUUGGAAGAAAGGUAAGGAUGUUUCAGUGUGACAAGUUAACAAAUUGUGCCAAAUUGGUGAAAAAAAUAAAUAAAUGUGUGUUUCUGUGUUUUCAAAAGAUCCAAUCACUUAUUAUACAUCUUUGCACAUCGCCGUGAUGCGGAACAAGCCGGACAUGGUAGAGCUGUUGGUGCAGGAAGGUGCAGACAUCAACCGGAGAGACAGGGUAAGCUGCAGCCAUUUUUAUUUCCAUUAUUAACAUUUAUGUCAAACCUUACACACACACACACACACACACACACACACACACACACACACACACGGAACUCAGAGUGGUGCAGAUGGUUCUCUCAACUCUGUGAGGUAGAUCAGACUAAGAGACACAGUGACUGGCCGAAGGUUACACCCAGUUAGCUUCAUGGCCGAGUGGGGAUUUGAACCCUGGUCACUCCCAGCUCCUAGCGCAGCAUGCUGACCAGUACACCAUGCUGGCAAUUAUUCUUAUCAUGGAUUUGGCUUCACAGCAGCCUGAUCACAAGCCAUUUAAAACGCAAGCAUUAAAAAAAUUGGUUUGAGAUCAAUUACAAUUGCAUCUAUUUAGGACCCACUUUAUUCUUGCAUCUUGAGUGUCUGGGCAGAGUAAAGAGGCGCAUCUUUGGUGUAUGACAGGAACCGUACAGGCAGCAACCAUUUUACGCAUGUCUGAUUGGCACAUGAUCACGCUCGUCACUGCCGACCCAGAAGAGGCCCGAAAACAGGGCUGGGGCUCUGCCAACGCAUAGAGGGGUCAGGAACACAACCCCCCACCCAAAAUGGCCACCACCUGUGUAGUGAAAGGAGCAGGUGCACUAACAAAGGGAGAGGGAGAUUGAUAACAACAUUGCAGGCUGGGGAUGGAGUGGGAUCCUGAGCCAAAAUCCCCAUCCCAAAUUUUGCUUCUUUGUUCAUAGGAUGCAAUGUGCGUGUAGGGUUUAAAACCUUAUGCUCUUUUAAAAAGUUAGCUUUCAAAAGUUGCCACAAGGCUGUGAGUUGACUUUCUCCCCCUCCCCUUUCUAGAGAAAAGAACUUGUAUGAAAAACAGGAUAAGAUAAGAUAUAGUUGGUCAAGAAAGCAGCGGUCAAGGCAGGGUCCAGGGUCCCAGAUUUGGUCCUUGAGUGUUGCCUGGAUGGAAACAAGUCCUUCAGCUCUGCUCACGUCACUUGCUCGCCCGGUUGAAGGACACAGGUGUCCGAGUGCAUGUAGAAACCAGCUGACCAUAUCCAUAGAGGGGAAAUUCACAUUCACUGCGCCAGCUGCUUUCUGCAGAAGAGGGACUGCAGCCCUCGACCUAGGAGAAAUGCCAUUCAUCGCUGCUGCAGUAAAGGCAUCAAUAAAAGCAGCCAGUUAUGUUUCCUCUAUCCCAUUCCUCCUUAGGUUCAUGAAAGCAGCCCCUUAGAUCUGGCUAGCGAAGAGCCAGAACGCCUCCCUUGCCUAAAGCGACUUUUGGAACUUGGAGCCGAUGUCAAUGCAGCUGAUAAACAUGGUCAGUUGCCUCCAUCCUCCUGGGCUUGGCCUUUCCCCCUUUUCCUCCUUGGCUCCUGCUUGUGGGCAUUUGGUUGGUCACUCUUGAGAACAGGAGCCUGGGCUUGAUAGGCCUGAUACCGACUCCUCUCACAUUCUUAUGCUCUCUUUUUCCCUCCUUCCCCAGGAAAGACUGCUCUGCUGCAUGCUCUAGCCAGCAGUGAUGGGGUUCAGAUCCACAAUACGGAAAACAUUCGCCUUUUGUUGGAAGGAGGUGAGCUUCCUCCACCCGCCCGCCCUACCAAGCCCUGCUGCUUCCUUUUCCAGGGGUCCAGAUCCAGUGCAAAACUAUCAGUGGUCUCAGAGCAGGAAUGUGAACCAGGCUGGCACCCUCUUGCCAGCACACGGCAUUCUCCCUAAAACGACCUGCCUGGGUGGGCUGGAAUGAUAAGAGUGCAAGCACUGAUUAAUCCAAAUUUAUUGUUACAAGAUAUAUGAUCUAUAUAGAUAAUGGAUGACUUAGGCAAACAAGAUAUACCGGUAUAUGUAUUUAAGAACAUUAUUCUUUAAUUUAGGUUAAUUGAAAGAAAUACGAAUAAUCAUGCAUUGCCGCAAUAUAUUCUCAACUUCAAAUACAGUGGUACCCCAGGUUACAGACACUUCAGGUUACAGACUCUGCUAACCCAGAAAUAGUACCUUGGGUUAAGAACUUUGCUUCAGGUUGAGAACAGAAAUCGUGCAGCAGCAGCGCAGCGGCAGCUGGAGGCCCCAUUAGCUAAAGUGGUGCUUCAGGUUAAGAACAGUUUCAGGUUAAGAACCGACCUCCAGAACGAAUUAAAUUCAUAACCAGGGGUACCACUGUACUUCCAGCACUAUUCUAAGCACGUUAUUAAAUGUCUUUGGUAUUACUUUAAAUAAGGGUUAAGAUAUAUUUGUGAUAGAGGGCCUUAUAUUUAUUUUCUCUUUCUCUUCCUUAGUUUGGCUUUUAUUGUAUUUUGUUGAAUACUUUUAGUAAAAAUUGAUUGGGGAAAAUUGGAAAAUGGUGGUGGUGAUGCCAAGGGUCACUGGAAAAAAAACAUUAAACUGUCUGUUUCUUUAUUGUUCCCGCCGAUCAGGAGCCAAUGUGAAGGCCACAACAAAAGAUGGUGACAGCGUCUUCUCCUAUAUCAUCUUCCUCCUUGGAGAGACAGUGGGAGGUGACGAAGAGGAGGUCCAGACCAUCAAGAGCUUCUGCUUCCAGGUCACUCAGCUGCUGAUGACCCAUGGGGCCAACCCUAGUGCGUGCCCAACCUACGAGUCCCUCACCCACCUGUGCCUGAAGAACUUCCGGCUCCACUUUCCCCUCCUGCGCUUCCUCCUGGAGUUUGGGGCGUCAUACAACUGCACCCUCCAUGGGCCCUCCUGUUGGUCGGGCUUCAGUAUUAUCUUCGAGCAGCUGUGCUCCCUCUUGAGCGGGUCAGAGGACGAUGCCUUCUGCGUCGACCUCUUUCAGAAGGCCGAGACGGUGCUGGAGCUCAUGGCCUCAAGCUCCCAGACCAUCAAGCUGCCCAUCAACUUUGAGAUCAACCUCAGCCACCUCAGCGGGUUCCAUAGGAAGAGGAUCUCAGACCUCUUCACCAGCCUGAAGCAGCUGGAACACUCUCCUCCUACCUUGAAGCAGUUGUGCCGGGUUUCCCUGCGGCAGCAUCUCAGACCCUGGCCCAUCGAUGAAAAAGUCAAGGCCCUCCCGCUUCCCAACUUGUUGAAAAAAUAUCUCCGUAUAGACCCGAGCAGCUCUGCGGAGGCGGCCGUCUGACUUCAAGGGUGGACCAAGAAGACUGAUCUGCCAAGGGGGUGUUUCCAGCCUGAGGCCUUCAAGCCACACACACCAGUCAAUUGUGGACACGGGUGUUGGUCACGCACAGGAUGACAUUUGCGGGAUUGCCGCACAGGGUGUUACUGCACCAUACUUAUUCACACACAUGGCCUUUUGCCCUGCAAUGGACGAAUGCAUAAGACUUGGAUGUUUCCAAAUCUGCAGCUCAACUGCUGAUUGUUCUGAAGGAGGGACAAGUCCAUUUUCUGGACCUGGGUCAUGACUAAACUGAAUUCUGCUCAGUGUCCGCAGAAGGUUGGAGGCCUCCAUUUAUCUGGAACAAGAUUACCUCGCGACUUUUCUAAACAACUGUUCUGAGCAACCUGGCUUCUAACAGGGAGCGAAUUGUCCAUUCCUCUAGGUCAUUAAACAUGUGUUCUGCACCAGCAAAAUGUUGUGCCUCUAGUGUCUUGCUUGGUUGUUUUCAAGUUGCUUUGGGUUGCCCUGGGUAACAGUGACUUGACAAAUUUAAUUAAAAUAAAAUAAAAGCAACAAUAGGCCAAGUAGCAGGAAAAAGGGGUGGCAAUAACAUCUUCACGACAUCCUAUGCUUUAUUGGGUGCUGCUUUUGCAAAUGGAAAGUAGCUGUUUUCAUACUUGUUGCCUUAUCAUUUAAUGUGUAUACUGCCCUUCACCCAUAGGUCUCGGGAGGUUCACAACAUAUUGCAGAUUCUGUUUCUGUCCUUCAAAACAGAAGGUACCAUUCCUCAUGAGGCUUUCCUAUGCUAGGCCAUGAGCCAAGGGCAGCCUUAUCUAGUCCACACAGUGACUCAACCAUUUUUGUGCGUUUUCAAAGGCAGUAUGAUGAUAGAAUCAUAGAGUUGGAAGAGACCCCAAGGGCCAUCGAGUCCAACCCCCUGCCAAGCAGGUUGAUGGUUGUAAGCUGAUACACAGCUAGGUUAAGUGUGAAGAACUUUUUUGACCCAUUGGGCCAGAUCCUUGAUAAGUGGGAAGGCCACACACCUGUCAUUCAUCUGACAGAGCAGAAAUGAAGCAAGACUGAUAGGGGAGGGGUCCACUUUACUAGUGUUUCCAGAGGGGAGCAAACUAGCAACGCAGCACCCUCCCCAUGCCUUCCUGAUGUCACCCAGCACUGUCAACUGGCUGACAGGUGGCCCUGCUUUGGGAGGAAAACGGCCUUGUUCCUCAGAAACCGUGAUGACCAUGAGCUCACCACCAAUUGGGGAAAAAUAGCCACUGUUUCUAAGUAAAAGAUAGACAUCAUUUCAGGGUGGCCCCUUGGUUCAGCUAUAUUCCCCCCCCCCCCCCGGAAAGCAUUUAACCAAACACACAGGCUACAUUCGCACCAUACAUUUUUUAAAAACCCAAUGACGCUUUCAACAAUCACAGCUUCCCCCAAAGAAUCCUGGGAAUCGUUUAGGAGACUGCAGUUCCCCUCAAGGCACUACAAUUCCCAAAGUUCCCUAAGUAGGAGGGAUUGUUAAACCACUCUGGGCUGCUCCAUUGGCACUCUCCAGAGACCCCUCAACUGGGGUCUUAUCAACAGUCAUUUCAUCUUUUGACAAAGGACAGAAGGUCCCACUCCAUGGCUAUAUUGAGGGACCAGCUUCAUUUGGCACCCCUGAGAAGUCAUUCCAAGUGCUUUGGUAACUCCUCUGGGCUUUGAUUUUUCCCUUCCUAUCUGGUUCUUAGAAGAACACUUACACUUCAACAGUGCCUGAGUUUUGCUUGCCUUCAUCCCCACCCCCUUCCUUUUCCUCCUUGUGGGUCGCACCUGCAAAUUUUGUAUAGGAAGGAAUUUGUUGACCUGACACCACGUGCUCUGGGAGACUUUUCUGAUGAAGUAGAGUGGUGAAUAAAAACACUUCAC